CCUUAAACCCUUCCAAGCCAUGGAAGCCUACUGAAGACGAAGGUUGAUUACUUCAAGAUAACACAAUCAGAUAUGCGUUUCCUUCAACAAAAUCAACAAAGAAAUUUCCGUAGUAUCUACUCCAUGUCUGCUAACAUUUCUGCUCUUGUGUCUGCUAAUCGACUUCUCGAAACUCAUACUUCUCUUGCUUUUAUCCCCUUCACUCCUUCUUCUUCUUCUUCCUCUAGACAGCUAUUCCACACCUGUAAACGUCUGUUGCCGGUCUUUUGUUCAAAACCCAUCUCCAAUAACCAUCCCAUUGCCAUUAAAAGUAAUGGCAUUUCUUACAUUUCUCGUGGACGCGUCUUAACUCCAGUACAUCCUGACGAAGAAGAUGAAGAAUUAGUGGGUCUCCACGAACGUCGAUUGAGGUUUUUGUGUCAUAGAUUGAAGGAGAUUGGCAUAGAUCCUGCUAAUUGCGUUCCUGGGAAGGAAAGGCGCAUGAUUUGCCCUAUGUGCAAAGGUGGUGAAUCGAAGGAAGUAAGCUUGUCUGUUUCUAUAACCUAUGAUGGUGCUGAAGCUUUGUGGAAUUGUUUUCGAGCAAAUUGUGGGUGGAGAGGACGCACAAAGGCCGUUGCAAAUGAAAAAUCCACUUAUUCAAGUUUGAGUAAAACUAACGUGGUAAAGACCAAAAGACAAAUUACGGAGCAGAGUCUGUCACUAGAACCGCUUUGUGACCAGGUGAUUCGUGAGUAUUUUGCUGUUCGAAUGAUAUCAGCAGAGACACUGCAGAGAAAUGGUGUUAUGCAGAAAAAAGUUGAUAAUCAGAUUGCUAUUGCAUUUACUUAUCGACGGAAGAAACUGCUUGUAAACUGCAAGUACCGGGAUCUUAACAAGAGGUUUUGGCAGGAAAAAGAUGCUGAGAAGAUAUUAUAUGGACUGGAUGACAUAGAGAAAGUGGAUGAUAUCAUCAUUGUUGAGGGAGAAAUAGACAAGCUUUCAAUGGAAGAAGCUGGCUUCCGUAACUGUGUAAGUGUCCCUGAUGGAGCGCCACCAUCAGUGUCCAAAAAGGAACUACCAGCUGAAGAUAAGGACACAAAGUAUCAGUAUUUGUGGAACUGCAAAGAAUACCUAAAGAAGGCAUCUCGCAUUAUUCUUGCAACUGAUGGGGAUGAGCCUGGUCAAGCAUUAGCUGAAGAACUAGCACGCCGCCUUGGGAAAGAAAGAUGUUGGCGAGUCAAAUGGCCUAAGAAAAACAAGGAUGGGUUUUGCAAAGAUGCAAAUGAGGUGCUUAUGUAUUUGGGACCUGAGGUUCUGAAGGAAGUAAUUCAGGAUGCCGAGAUAUACCCUAUACGUGGAUUAUUCAGAUUCAGCGAUUAUUUUGAUGAAAUUGAUGCAUAUUAUCAUCGGACUCAUGGAUAUGAAUUUGGAGUCUCAACUGGAUGGAAUGGUCUAAACAACUUAUAUAAAUUGAGUGAGUUGGAUGAGGGAAGAAUAGAGCAACUUGAGAGGGAUUUUUCUGAGGAGGAAGUGUGGGAAGGGCUAAUGCAGUGCGAUAAAGAUAAAUCUUCAGGUCCGGAUGGGUUUAACUUGGGGUUCAUCCAGAAGUGUUGGCAUUUCAUCAAGGAUGAGAUCAUGGAGAUCUUCAGGGAGUUGGAUGAGAAGGAGACUUUUGUGAAAUCACUGAAUUCUACAUUUUUG
Molecule: messenger RNA, 1680 nt
Organism: Carica papaya (papaya)
Lineage: Eukaryota; Viridiplantae; Streptophyta; Magnoliopsida; Brassicales; Caricaceae
Source: RefSeq, a predicted model, not a curated record